Messenger RNA from Plasmodium malariae, 7899 nucleotides. Its product is annotated as conserved Plasmodium protein, unknown function. The transcript has a single exon. The record is from RefSeq and is a predicted model, not a curated record. Lineage: Eukaryota; Apicomplexa; Aconoidasida; Haemosporida; Plasmodiidae. The coding region runs from base 1 to 7899 and encodes 2632 amino acids.
AUGAAAAUUGAAGUUAAGGAACAUUUAAUAAAUAUUAUGUUUAAUAAUAAUGCGCAUGUUAGUAAUCAACAAAAACGAUUUAAUGGAAAUGUUGAAGAUAUAAUAGUAACCUAUUCAGGAGCUUUUAUGAAUUUCACAAAACAAAGGUGUUAUAAUAAGUAUAAUACUAAGGCGAUCUCGGCUACGUCUAUUAGUGAGCUUUAUAUUUUUUGCGUUUAUCCGAAUAUCCAUUUAAAAAAGAAGUAUUCCUCAUAUAUAGUGGAAAGUAAUUAUCAAAUUGUAAUGAGCCAACGACAAGUUUUAAUUAUUAACUUAUUUGUUAUCUUUUUUUUGUUAGAAAUUAGAAAAUAUAUAAAGGAGAUUUUAUUACAUUUCAUAAAGAAUUUUUUUCUAUUUUUUGUAAAGACGUAUCUAUUAAUUUUUUGUAACUGGAGUAGUUUUUCUGUUUUCUCCCAUAUUUCUUAUAUUCACCUUUUGCUUCAUAAUGACUCAUGGGACACAUUUAAUUUUACGAAAUAUGUUUUAUUUUUUAAUUGUGUACAAAAAUUUAAUAGCAAUGUUGUUUCAUUGAAAUAUAAGAAUAAUCAUAUUUUAAAAAGUAUAAAGAACAAAGACAACGAGAAGAAAAAUCAUAUAAUUCAAUAUAAAAAUAGUAGCUGUGCGCUAAUUAUAUUUUUACUAUCAAUAAGAGGACGGAAAGAUGAGAAAAUUAAAAAUGCCCUUUUUUAUUAUAUAGAAGAGAAUAAUUAUACGAAAUUUGACAAAAAUAGGAUAAUCGAAAAAAAUAACCAUAUCAAGAUCAAGAUGAUAAUGAUAAUAAAAGUAACAAUAACAGAAAUAAUAAUAAUAUAUUACGUUAGCUUAGUAGAGAAUAUUCUUUUUUUAUGCAUACCUAUUAUAAAAAAUGUGCAUCAUCUUCUGUAUCAUCACAAAAAUACAAAAUUGUUUAAUACUCAAGAAUAUUUACCAGUAGAAAGGGAAAUGCGUAUUAUAAAUAAAUGCGGGAAAGCUUUCCUUACAAAUUUUUCGCAGAUAUUACAUUUUUUUUUGUGUGUAGCUAUUCAGCAUUAUAUUCCUCCCGAUGGUCAUCAAUUUGCUCGCCAUUUUAAAUUAGAUAGUAUCAUCCAUUUUUUGAUUUUGAAAGUUGUAUUACAUAGUCAGAACCAUUUUAAAAUUAACGUAUCUUAUGAACAUACAUUUAUAACUCUACAGUUAAUUGCAUAUUUAACAGAAAUAUGUAAAAAGGAUUUCCCCUUUUUUGCUACUAAAGUAUUUUGUAUGAUAAAAAAUUUGAAAGAAGGCAGAAUGCCCUUUAGUGUAGAACGCAGAAAUAACAAGAUAAGUAAAAAGGGGAACAACAAUUGCAACCACAGCAACAGUAGCGGCAAAAAUAACAACAUUGGUAACAAUAACAUUGGCAACAAUAACAUUGGUAACAAUAACAUUGGCAACAAUAACAUUGGUAACAAUAACAUUGGCAACAAUAACAUUGGUAACAAUAACAUUGACAACAAUAACAUUGGCAACAAUAACAUUGGCAACAAUAACAUUGGCAACAAUAACAUUGGCAACAAUAACAGGAACAAUAUGAGCAUAUAUAUGAACUGCGAGCGGAAGGUGCGAUAUGAGGAGAUGUUCAAUCUUAGUAAAAAUCGCCACAGUUAUUUCAGAAAUCAGUAUAGGCAGUCCGGAAAAGUAGGAAAGAGGACAUGUAUGAACAUGAUCAGAGUGAAAAACGGUAAAUUGGCUAAAAAAUUUAUGUGUGAAAUGACCCUCAAAAAUUCUUUAGAAUAUAAGAGCAAAGGUGAAAUUAGAAACAGUGAAGAAUAUAGUGGAAGGAAUGAUCAUAACAGUAAUACCUACAGUAGGGAAGGAAACGAACAUAAUCAUCGUAGGGGAAGUAGAGAUAGUGGACAGAAUAGCGAAAAAGGUAGUGGUAGCGAACAGGACAGUAACAGCAAGAAGAGUAACGGUAAUGAAAAUAAUUACAACAACAGUGGAAACAAUAAUAACAAAAACAGCAAUAGCAGCGGUGGCAAUAAUAACAACAGUGAAGGUAAUGACAAUGAUAAUAGCAAUAAUAACGAUGAAGACAAUAAGAAUAACAAAGGAGAAGACGACUUUGUAGGUGAUGAUAAGAGUAAUGAUGAACGCAGCAAUAACGAUAACGAUAAUAAUGAAGAUAUUAAUGUGGAAGGUAAUAAUAAUAAAGGUGAAAUUAACGUGAAUGGAAACGAAAAUAAGGACGCUGAAGGAAUUAAUAAUGUAGAUGCUGGUAACAGCACUGCUAACUGUAAAAGCAGUUCACGUAGUAGGAGUAAUAAUAAUAAUAUUACAAGUUGUAAUGACAAUAUAUGUAAUCAGAGUAAUGUGAAUAUCACGGAUGAAGGUAGAACAAUAAGCAGCAGUAAUAAGAUAUGUGAUGAAAGUGACAACAGUACUAAAGAACACAAACAAAAUGGAGAAGAUAAGGAAAAGAAAAAUUUAAAAAUUACCAAAAGGAUGCUAAAAAAUCUAUCAUUCAUGUCAUUUAAUACAGGAUUAUUAGAAUAUAAAAUAUGUGGGAUUUGUAUUUAUCAAAACCCUCCAUUUAUUUCAAGUAGACUUCUUCAUAUUCCUUUUGCUUUAAAAAAAACAAAUGCAGAUAUAAUAGCUCUACAGGAAGUAUAUGACGAGAAACAUGUAGAAUAUCUUAAAAGUAAUUUAAAUUCGAGUUAUCCUUUUUGUGCUAGAGAUAAUUAUUGCAGCGAUAUAUUUAUGAACAAAUUUAUCGGUGCAAAUAAGGUUGAUGGGAAUGAAGAAAAUGGGCCCAGAAGCAAUAUUGUAGAAGGUAGCAAUAAACAGGGUGGUAAAGGUGACGAUAAAAAUGACGAAAAAAGUUACAGCAAAAAUGAUGGCAAAAGUUACAGCAAAAAUGAUGGAAAAAGUUACAGCAAAAAUGAUCGCAAAAGUGACGUUAAAAGUAGCGACAUUGGAGACGACAAAUGUAGCAACAGUAGUAUCAUUAAUAAUGCUUGUAAAAGGAAUAGUCUAAAUUAUUGCAAGAAUGGGGGUAAAAGGAACAAUCCAAAUAUCAGUAACGCAAACAUGAACAGUCGAAGCGGCGUACAAAGAAAAGAGAAAAAUUGCAAAAAAAAGAAAUAUUUCGCCCUACAUCAUGGCUUGUUAGUAUUUAGUAAAUACCCCAUUAUAUAUUCUUAUUUUCAUCAAUUUAAACAUGUGACAUAUUUAGAAAAUUUAUUCGGAACUAAAGGAUUUUUAGAAGUAGUUAUUGAUGUUCCAUUUUUCAGUUACAUUACUCUGGUCAAUAUGCAUUUAGCUAGUGGUGCUGUUGACACAGAAUCAAAAUAUAUAGAAAAAGUUAGAGAUUUUGAAAUUAAACAAAUCAUGAAAAUUGCUAGAAAUGCUGAAAAAAGAAAUACAAUACCAAUAAUUAUUGGUGAUUUAAAUGCUGCUCCUAAUUUGUGUCCAAAUAAUUAUUCUUCUUUUAUUAAAAGAGGAUGGAAAGAUGCAUGGCUUUAUGCUAGGAAUGUCAAAAAAAAAAAAAUAAAACAAGUUUUAGCUAAACCUCUACGUCAAUUAAAAAGGAGCAAAACACCCGUUAUCUCUCCCAACUUGUAUAACCAGUUUGAUUGUUUACUCCCGGCGGAUAACAAACAAAUUGGAUACGAAUUCGUUUAUGAGAGCGGUGGAAAUGAUGUUGACAAGAGGAUCUACAGUUUGAACAAAAGUGAUGAUAGUGCCAGCAAAUAUGGAAACAAAAUUGGUAACAAAAAUGGUAGUAAAAUUGGAAACAAAACAGAUGGUUAUGGUACUAAUGAGGGGUGUAUUUAUCUCGAUAGUGGAUCUAGCGAUCAUGAUAAUAGCAACAUUGACUGCUGUCAAUGUGCAUUAAAAAGUAUCUAUCUCGAAAACUCAAGGGAGAAAAAAGAAAAUAGAAAAAAUAACAAGUCCAUUAAUAAUAAAUCUACUGCUAUUUUCCUCGGUAAAAAGAGAAGUAAUAACAACAGUGAAGAAAAUUACAACAGUGAGAAAAUUGUAAAGAGUGGGGAAAAUUACAACUCAACUUUUUACGCCAAUUCGGCUAAACUUUUGUGCAAUAAUUGCAAAAAUCCCCAUUUCCUGAACUUAUGUAAUGACGAUAGCAAGCAGCUUAGGAAGAGCGUAAAAAAAUGCGAGCUACAUGAAAACAACAUAGUUUCACCAAUAACAUAUUUAGAAACAAAUAACUUUAAGCCAUGUGCAAUGAAAUUUGAAAGUUCUUCUGUUAAUAAUGAUAAUAGUAUGAAUAGUAAUAAUAAUAAUGUGAAUAAUACAAUAAAAACGGGAACAUACAUGCACUUUAAAAAGCUUAAAAACGGCUUCUGCGUAGUAUGCCAUUACAAAAAUAAAGAAAAAUCCAAUGAAAAUAGUAAUACGUGUUUUCUAGGUACUAGUUUAUGUAUUUGUAAUAACAGUAGAGCAAUAAAAACUAUAGUUAAAAUCAAAAAAAAGAAAAGAAAAUACUUUAAUCAUAUAAAUGUCAAAAAAAAAAAAAGAUAUAAACAAGUUAGAAGUACAUACAGAAAAAAUAGUAAAACGGAUAAUGUGGACAUAAAGUUGAAUAACAUUAACAAUAACGAAAAUUAUUUUUAUUUUAAUGAGAUUAGUUGUAGUAAGAGCAACCCUAUUAAAAAUUUCGUUUCUCAUUUUUCUAAAAAUAACGAUUUUCCUAAUUACGACAUUAAAAGUGGUAAAAGAAAUUUGCAUGCAACUAGUACAUUUUGUGUAGCAAAGUUAGAUGAAGAGAAAGAAGGAUGUUUUCCUAGUAGUGAUAUAAAAUAUAAAGGAUACGAUAGUGAGGAUAUAAAGAACAUAUCUACGGAUGUUAUUAACACAUGCACAUGUAUAAGUAGUAGCUAUACUGAUAUAAGCAAAAAUUGCUUAGAUAUCAGAAACAGCAACAACUACACAAGUGUAGACUAUAUAAAAAAGGGUAAGGAUAUUUGUAUGCGCAGUAUACCAAAUAUUAAGAAUGAAACAAGACCAUCCAAUAUUUGUGGGAACAUCCACCAAAAAAAUGAUAGCAUCAGGACACAGAAGAACAUACAAAGGUGUUCUACUUGUGAUAUUAUUAAAUGGGAUACUAAACUUAAUAAUAAUAUUGUUUAUAAUAAAAUCAGCUUGUUCAAAAAUAAUGAAAAAAGAAAUACUUCAAAUGAAGUUAUGACAAAGUACUACGAACAGUCAGAUUAUUGUGCAGGUAAAAAGGAAGAAUAUUAUAACAAUUUCAAAAACUGCACCAACAAUAACAGUGAUUAUAAUUUAUACUCAAGUGAUAUUUCGAGCGACAGCAAUCGUUCGUACACGGAUCUGUACGAUGAUGAGGAGGAAGAAGUGGAAGAAGAGGAAGAAACGGAAGAAGGAGAAGAAGUGGAAGAAGGGGAAGAAGAUAUGAACGAUUUAAGUGACACCAAUUGGAAUAGCUCAAGGUGUUUUAUCAGCAAAGUAGAUUAUACGAACAAUAAGAAAGGACUAGUAAGUGAGGUGGAAAAAGGGUAUACAUAUUCAGAUGCUACGAACAGAGUAAUAAGAAAGAAUAAAGAAAACGAUAUAUUAAAUGGUGAAGUGUUUGUUAAAAAUGAACAUAAUGGAAAUAUGAGAAGGGACUUAACAGAUGAUGUACCCAUUACUGAAAAAAGUGGAGUAUUAGGGAACCACGAAAUAAAGAACGAAGAUCAUUACAAAUGCCAUUACAAAGAGUGUUAUAAAGGACGCUUCAGAGAUAUUACCAAUUCACUCUGUUGUGACUCAUAUAAGGAAGGUAAUACUACCCUCACGCAUAUAUAUAAUGAAAACCCUCAAAAUGGUAUAUACUCUGAAAAGAUCAAAAAAAUAGAGAAAAAUAAUUCUAGAUUGAAUAAAAGCUCUUCACAUGAUGAAGGACAAGAAGGCGUAAACUAUAUCAGGACUAAUUAUCAGGAUAAGGAAAAAAGAAAAACAAGUUUCUUUUUGAGUAAAGAACAGGAGGAACAAGAACAAGUACAACAAGAGCAAAGAAAUGAAAAAACGGAGUUUGUGUUACCCAGAAAGGUAGACGGUUACAAUGGCAAGGACGAUGACAGUGUCGUUAGUCAUGCCGAUUGUAGCGAUAAUAACAAAGUCGAAGAUGUCAACAAAUGUAUUACAAACACUGAUUCUAUUAAUGAAGAUAUAAAUGUUGUAAUAAGUACAUCUAACGCAACCAACGAUGCGAACGAAGAAAAUGCAAGUGUUAACACAAACAAGAAGAAGAAAAAAAUAUCUAAAUUUGCAAAGAAAAUGAAAUAUAUAAAAAAAAAAAUUUUCUGCAAGUUCAUGAGGAGUUACGGAAGGUCCCACUACCAUAAAGGUGAAAAAAGACUAGAAAUUAAGGAAGAUAAAAAAUAUACAUAUUACAAAAAAGGGGAAAAAGGAAAUGACCAAAAGAGCGCUUUGUUUUGUACCGUUAAUGGAGAGGUACAAGAUGGUCAGACUGUAUAUCCUCAAGAAAAGGAAGCAUCGAAUGUCAUGAGGAAUGAUGAGAUAGAUCCUUUCAAUAAUAAUAAAAAUAGAAGAAAUAUAAAUGAACAAAGUAAGAAAAAUGCAAGUUGCAAUAAUUUUCUAUAUUUCACAAAAAAAUGGUAUAAUCAUAACAGUGAACAAGUGCUAAAAAAAGAUAUUUUCUAUUUUAUCAAAAAAUUGAAGUUUAAAAUUACAGAAAUGUUAAGACACACAUUUAAUAUUUAUGAAAAUAAUUCUAAAAAUAGUAUGAGUGAUGAGGAGCAAUUUUUAUUAUGUGAGAAGGAGGGGAAGCACGAAGAGCAGCCUACGCAAAAUGACAGAAACUAUGUAGAGAAUUUUCACACGCACAAAUCGCCAGGAAGCAUAUUAGCAAGUAGCACAUUAGAAAGAAAUGGAUUAGCAAGUAGUGGAGUAACCAGUAGUAAGUUAUCGAACAGCAAGUUAGGAAGAAAUUUUACUAAAACGUGUGAUUACUGUGUUCCACAGAAUGAAUCCCCCAAAAACAAUAAAAAGGAAAAUAUAUUUAGACGAGGACAAAAAAAAUCUAUGUGCAACUAUUUUUUUAGAAGGAGCAAGAAAGGAGAACAGUGGUUUGGAAGAAAUCUAAUGAAAGAAAAAAAUAAUUUUCAUAAGGAAAAAAAAUUUAAUAUUUUUCAGAGUACAGGACGAGGAGAUAUAUAUCAUAAUAAUUUAUAUGAAAAAAUAAAUCUUAAAAAAAAAAAUAAAAUUUUUUUUAAUGUGCAGAAAGAUGAUUCUCUUUCGUGUGAUGAAUUUACAUGGGAUCCUUUGAACCCUUUGAAUUUAAUCGGACCACAUUCUAGAUGUAACGGAUUAAGGUGCGAUUACAUAUUUUUCCCUCCAAUAAAUUACAGAAAGGAUAAAAAUAAUAAACAAAAUAAAGAAGACAAUAUAAAAGUUCAGAAAAAUAGUAAUAUUAAAAUGAGUUACAAUGAACACCUAAUAAGGAGUGACAAAAACCUGAAGACGAACGCUUUACCAUAUGGACAGGAUAGUAAGGAAGGAGAUGAUCAUGCACACUCAGGUUUUGUUUGGAAAUUGCACAGCAGAAGUGAUAAGGGUAGCAAAUGGAACAGUGGCAAAAUAAAUAGUCGAAAUUGCAGUAAUAAAGAAAAGCCAGAACAACGUAACAUUAAAAAAUAUGGAGAUCUAAAAAUUCUGAAGCAUUAUUAUAUUAAGAGUGCAAAGAUAUUAUUUAAUGAGCCCUCAGUAAUGAUACAUUCUCACAGGUAUUACCAAAAUUUCAAUUGUUGCUACUCAUUUUGUAUGAAAAUAAGGAAUGUUCAUUUUGUAACGAUGUCUGAUCAUUAUGCUAUUAAAAUUGAUUUACGACUCAAAAAAAAUCAUCAAUUGGUAUAG